Molecule: messenger RNA, 18373 nt
Organism: Nematostella vectensis (starlet sea anemone)
Lineage: Eukaryota; Metazoa; Cnidaria; Anthozoa; Actiniaria; Edwardsiidae
Exons: 11
Coding region: 1679-18373 (5564 amino acids)
Cellular component (GO): cytoplasmic vesicle; plasma membrane
Source: RefSeq, a predicted model, not a curated record
GUAAGAAAGCCUCGUAGAGUAUCUAUUGGAAGAGGGCUUCCUACUAAUACUACUACUAGUUACACCACGUCCUUGGCAACAACAAAAGGCGGGAAAUGUAUAAAUUUGACCGUUUAAUGUGGGCGUUGGCGUGCGACCUGCUGUCGCUUGAGACCACCCGUAUUAUCCUUCAAUCACAGCACAAACGUGAAUAAUUAAACACGUCCAGCGAUCCCCAGUAAUUGGCCAAGAUCAACUGCAAGCACUCGAUUCCAAGAGGCGCUCUCCGUGCACGACUAGCCCAAGACCUCUCUCUAGUACUCUAUUCUUUAAAUAAUAAAUUAAAAAACUUGGCAAAUGCAAUUAAAGUCAAUGGAAUCCUUGUAGAGAUCUUCUAGUGAUCUUUUAGUUUUUGAUCUUCUAUGAAGAUCCCUCGCGUAAAAAGCCUUUAAAGAACGUGAUCUUAUUCGCAUCGGGGUCGAAUUGUCCCGACUCGACUCGGAAACCUGCUCCCAAAAUGACGUAAUACGUCCAUGCUCCUAGGCAUACGAGGGUUUCGGUAAACGACCAAGGGAUCGGGACCGUUCAGGCACGAAAAAACAUUUGACGGGUCGGUAAACUAAAUGCUACACGGCCCUCUCAAGUGGCUGACAAAACCGAGAGAGGAUGGGAUGGAAGUCUAGUUGUUGAGAGGAUGGUUGCCUUUAGGCCGCCAUGAAGGAUGCGGAUGUGUCUUAGAGAUAUUAUCGCAACUCCCACUAAGAUCAAGUUUACCCAUUUGUUUGUGUUGGUAGUGGUGGGGAUUUUGCUGCAAGUGUCAGGUAUGGUGUGUGCACAAUUUGGACAUCCAGUGACUUAUAUAAAUGCAAAUAACAAACAUACUAUACUCCCUUUUACAUAUAUCUUAUAUUAUCGUUAACCUGUCCAGGCGAAGAGUUUUGUGAUAAAAAGGCAACCAAAUUUGUUAUUAAGAAAGGAAAGUGGAUAUGAGUUUAUUGGCUUAAGCUCAAUAUCUUUCUUCUCUGUUUUUAUUUUACUUUCUUUCUCGAGUUGGUUCUUGCUUGUUAGGCACGCCAUAACAGUCAGACUGAGGCCCGUCUGUAAGGUAUUCCAUCUGAGAAUGAAAACAGCAGACAUUUUACUUAAAAAUCAAAUAUAAUACACAAACCAAUAUUAAUUCCUUGGUCACUUAUUACUAUCCCCUAAUUUCAUUUUCUCCAUUUUAUCAGGUUGUUAUGCAACUUUUCUUCCUUCUCAAGGAGCUCACGUUUGCCGUAACGAUGGAAAACAUCUUUCAUUCACGGCCCAAAGCUCUGAGCAAACUCCACGGGGGAAAUGGAUUUCAAAUGUUCACGGAUACAGGACCCUGCUUCAAUACAAUGGUGGUUUAGACGCUUGUCUUAGUUUGUGUUGUGGAUUAAAAUGGUGCAACCACGCUUCAUUGGAAGGGACGGAAUGUUAUGGUGUGGCGUGCACGGGACCAGGCUGCGGUUCAGGGACUCAGGGAUUUGGUAUUUCUUCUUCUAGUACUGCUGUUGAGGGAAAACAUGAUUCCGAGAACCCUGAUCUUCGCUCUCUUCUGUAUCCUUGGCGUAAUGCCGCUGACCACCAUUGUCUGAAGACUGCUAUCAUUUUCAAUGUUACGCUCGCGCGUGGUUUUGACUCCGGGGCCUUCAUUGAUCGCGGGAGACUGGGAGACAUGGCGAGCUGUCAGCGCAAGUGCUGCCGGAUGUCACGCUGCGAUGUUGCUUUUAUGGCGGGAAAAAGGUGCUUCUCCGUCAGUUGCCAUAGCGACGAGGCAUGUCAAUGGAUCCCAGUGAAGAGAUCCAAACAUCACCUGCAGCUCUCAUACGUGAGCAGCUUACGCAGGCUCAAAGAGCUGGCCAGCGCCCUCAAGCAAGAAGAACAGCAACGUGCUGAGAGCGAAAAGCCAGAUGUCUUAAUCAUUCAAGACAGCGAUGACAUCCAAAACCAGAACAUCCCCCCGACAAGAGCGCGCAUCAAGAGUAACAGCAAUACACCCAGCCCUGUUAUCAGCGAUGGUAAAUCAUCAAGCCACGCGCCAAAAAUUCAAGAUGCUGAACUCAAAUGGCUAUUGUAUGGCGUCAGAGAGGGGUCGACGUCUGCUGUGGGGCAUGCAUCCAAGAAGAUCUCCAAAACUGCGGCGUCUGCGCCAGGGUCACGUGCGAAGGCCGCUAAGGAUAGUCCAGAUCCCAGGGGAGGCAGCAAGAGCAAGGUUACACAUACGAUCAGACCUAGCCAGACCACCUUGAUAAGUGGAUCAGAGUCUAGAACCAGGAACACGGCUCCUCCCAGGGAAGAUGGGGAAGUUGCUCGCUCCAGGGGUCACUCCUUACGGCAAAGUCUGACAUUUAUAGGUUGGAUAGAUACAACUUCCAAGCAGUCGACAUCGCCACAAUCAUCAUCAACAUCCCCAUCAGUAUCAUCAUCAUCACCGCCAUCAUCAUCAUCAUCAUCAUCAUCAUCAUCAUCAUCGUCAUCGUCAUCAUCAUCAUCAUCAUCAUCAUCAUCAUCAUCAUCAUCAUCCUCACCACCAGCACCUUCACCACCACCACCAACAACAAAAUCGUCAACAUCAGCAUUAUCGUCGGUAUCAUCAUCAUCAUCAUCUUCACCGCCAUCAUUGUCAUCAUCAUCAUCACCAUCUACACUGCAAGUGACUUUCGAGUUAAAAGCUUCGAGUGUCGCUAUUUCCCAUUUAUCAAGCAAGCCGAGAAGCAAUCUGGAUGGAGAUCUCACCCGCCCGAGCUUGCUAAUGGAUUGGCUGGAAACCGCUACUGUACCAUCUAUGUCAGUCAGUUUGCCAGCUUCCGGCUCAUCUGCUACCGUCACUUCUAAAUCCGAAAGUGUCCCUGUAUCAAGAGUAACGCAUUCCACAGUUGUGAACAUUAUUCGUUCGAAAUCAUCGUCUUUUGCAUCACCUUUCAGCAUAUAUUCGCCAUUUAAAAGUGACCGGUCAAACAGUGGAAGUACCACCAAUGUUAAAUUGCCAGGGAAGAAGUCACCCCGACGAGAAAAGAGUUCUGAUAUAUCGGUUUCCGGUUCUUCAUUAAAAGGCCAUUCAAUUUCCGGAGGAAUAACUGAACAAAACAGGCAGUCAGUUACACCAUCCUGGUUGCAAAGUGUCUCUGUAGAAUAUGAGAGUUAUUCAAGGGUCGCCACGAUCAAGUUAUCUCCAUCGACAAAUCAUUCUUCCAGUGGUUCUAUAACCUCGUCUAAAGUGUUAAAUUCAACGGAAGUUAAAACGUUAGUCACAGACUCUGGUGCUAGGAAAACUCAUUCCGCAUCGAGUUACCGUGUUUUGAGUUUUAAAAGCACAAAAGUACUCACUUCAACACCAACGCUGACUACCACUCCUACUAAACCUUUCACAGCAAAGUUUAAGGAAAGCCUAGGAGAACACCCCUCAAACGUUAAAACCAUGAAGACAAAAAAGAGGGAAUCUCCCUCAAAAGUUAUAAAGAAUUAUACAAAGAGUACAGGACCACGGACAAAAACAAAGACCAUUAAUAUUAUGCCUGAUGUAGUGAUGAUCACUGCAUCCCAAAGGAUUAAGAACACUAAAAGGCAUAAAAGUCAUCGUUACUCUUACAAACCAAAGAAAGAUAAGGGUGUAAAGCCCAACUUGAACUUGACAACUAGCCUAUCUCGAAAACCUGUAAUUCAGAAACUCAACCGACUCAACCAGCAGACUCAACCCGCAACCCUCGAGCAAAAACCGACACAACCUUCAAGCAGAAGCAAUGUAGUGAAUACACCAAAGAGGAAGUCUGGAUCAAAUCUUAUGCAAUCGGAGGGUGCAUUCAAUAUAACCGUCAACAUAAAACCGGAGCGAGAACAUUCAUACUUCAAAUCCCAGAAAGUUAAGGCUGGAUCUAAAAUAUCCUUUGGUUUGCAAAGAAUGUUUCAAGAGAAGCCUUUAAAAAAAAUAAGUACAACCCUCAAGUCUCCGAAGGAACUCGGAAAAACAUCUCCAACUGCAUCUGGAAAUGGUUAUGCGGUGACAAUGCCGACUACAGACGUUAAACCUAUUGCCGUUGGUUCACCAGAAAUUUCAGCUUCGAAAGAAACCACUGUCAAGCAUACAAGACCUACAAAGAGGCUUGAUGUUUCUGAUAUAGUGGAUGGGGGCACAUCAAAGACCAUGCCUCACUGGACUGUUGAUCAGCAACACAGCCUGCGCUGGCAGUAUGGCAGCGCCUUCAAUCCGACAGCACCUCAUGACAGUCAAAGCCAUAACGGUUUAUCCAAUCCUACCAAAAGGCACAGCGCAAUAACAGAGUACAGUACAGACGCUAUGCUUCCCUCGAAACGUCCCACCAAUUCUAUUCCAACUGAAAGGCUUAAUAGGAUCAAAGAGCAGUACUCAGAGGCUGUGCAUCAGACGGGACCACGACGUCCUGUCAAAUCUACUCCAACGAAAAGGCACAAUGAAGGCACCGAGCAAAGCUCAAGAGCUGAACAUCAGGUGGAACGGGGACGUCCUGUCAAAAUUGUUUCAAGCUCAACAGUAGCCCCCAUCAAGAAUAAGGAAAAAUAUAAUUAUAAAAAAUUUAAACCUACGCCUCGAGUGAAGUUAUCGAACAGGAAAAUUAAAGACGACAACAAGAUCAUGAAGAUUGAGAAGAUCAAUGUUAUUGAGGUCCCUGAAACAAUAUCAAACCAUUACAAAGCGUCUCCUCAUAUCAACAAGGAGAAUGUACAGGACGACGCGCUGUCGACUACACCCUUACCACCAUCCUGCAAGGGCAGCGACAUUCGCUUUAAUUACACUUUUGUGUAUGGAAGGCGGGCUGGAAAUUUCACAUACGCAGGGGAGAUGAAUGACAUGAACUCCUGUGUCCAGAGCUGCUGUCUGGACAGCCUUUGUAGGAUAGCGCUUAUGAUUGACAAUAGUUGCUAUGGUGUCAAGUGCGUAGGGAAGUUCUGCCAGACAGCGCCGGCAUCGCACAUUAGACUGAGGCCAAGGCUGGCCUAUGUCAUUCGAGAGAAAGCUGUCAUCUCAAGUCCAACAUCUUUGUCCCCUUCGAACAUCAACACUCAUUCGGGGACGGUCUCUUACAAUGUUACGCUAGGCAAGGAGGAGAGACCGCCCGAAACGAGGGUGGUUUUGAAGGGGACCGGACAGCACCUGACCGGACAAGAAAUAAUCGGAGAAGGCCUGAAAAGGCUAGGCAUAAGUGGACAAGGAAAGAACGGACAAAAACUGAGUAGGCAGCAUGUGACCGGACAAGCAUUGGACGGACAAGAUGUGACAAGACAAGGAAUGACCGGACAAGCAUUCAGCCCUUCUGAAGAGCACGAAUCCACAAUUGAAUCAACAGAAGUUGGAACGUGGUCAUCCUCUCAGCACUUAACACAAGACAUGCAAAGAACCACUAAACUACAGCCUGUACUGUCUGUAAAUAAGUCACUCCCAUCACUAAGCAAGAGACGGCCAGCUCAGCAUGGGACAAACUCGGUUUCUAAUGACAGUAAAAAUAUGAAUAAGCCAAUAAAUGAGAAACAACGGCAUCAUCAACAGGGAAAACAACAGCAUCAUCGCCUUCAUCAGCAGCAGCGGCACAAAAAGAACGAUAAUCCCCAUCAGCAUCAGCAGCAGAAACAACAGCAUCGAUAUCAUCAUCGGCAUCAACAAAAGCAUCACCAAAAGCAACAGCAGCAUCAGAGAAAAACAAGCAACCGCGUUUCUACACACCAAAGACAUGAGGAAAAGGACACAGAAGGCUUAUACAUUCACGCACAGCUUCAUCGACCUUCGUAUAGAAAAGAAAACCGCGAUUCAAAGAAAACGGCGAUUCCUUCCCCGAAGACGGUAAGGCUGGAGGCAAGUGAAAGUAAGAACAAAAUCCCAUACAACAACAGAGUAAGGAGUCAAAGCCUUUCUGAAAAAUCGUCAUCUUCUACAGUAGCAAUGGGAAAAGAUUAUUUUGAGCAAGCUGAUAUAAACCACGUUAUUGCCGCAGAUAACAAAUUACACCACGAAAUGAUGAAGGUGAUCAAAAAGCAAACUCUGCCCUUAGGUGGAACAUUAUUCGUCAAGCCCAAGAUAACCGAGAUUGGACGCAAAAAUAUGAGACACGACAGCAAAAAUGGAAUUAACAACGAUAAGAAAUUUCACAAAUAUACAAUGAAGACCGCCAAGACACCAGAGAAGCCCUCGUCGGCGAAUCCGAUAAUGUUCGACGAGGAUGACAUCACAAUGGCCGAUCGGUUCGAGCACCUGGAUACGCUGCUAAACCUAUCAAUGAUCCACAAGAAGCACUCUGUACAAGUCGCCAAGUAUCUGUUCGACAUCGGGAAAAUGACGGCCGACAUCGGACUCAAAAUGGCUGCAGCCGAGGGCUUAAAGCUACCAAAGGCGAAGACUCCAGAAGAGAAAAGGAAAAUACAAUACGCUAUGCAUAUUGGUCGACAUAUUAUGAGGAUUGGUAGAGAGAUUUUACUUCGAGCGGUUAAGUUGCUCGGGACAGGUCUUGGAGCCGAUAAGUCUGAGACGGCCAAGACGAACCUGGCGCAUGAGGCAAAUAAGCCUACGAAGAAGGUCACCAACGCUAGGUUGUACCCAAUUCUUGCGACCAAAAAGACUCCUAAGACGUCCACUACUGCUAAGACGUCAGCAACUUCUAAAACUUCAACUAUUGCCAAGACGUCAACCUCUUCUAAGACGUCCACCACUGCUAAGACGUCAACCACUUCCAAGACGUCAACCUCUGCUAAGUCUAUCGUUGCUGGCUUCACUAUCCCAACACCAGUAAUCAAAGUCGUUCGCCUGUGCAGUCAUGGGCUCAUUCACGAAGGUGUAACCCUCAGAGGGGGGUUCUCAGCUGGAAAGUUCAUCGCUCAGGGCCAUGUUGGCAGUAUGCAGAUUUGCAUCAAACUGUGCUGUAGACGACCUAAAUGCGACCUGGCCUUCGUGGUUCGUGAUGUUUGCUAUUCCGUAACGUGCUUCAACUCAACUGCCUGCCAUACUGUGAAAGCUCAUAAGGCGUCAGAGUUCCAUCCCCAAGUGGCGUUCAUAUUCAGGGGCCUUAAGCCUGGGAAUGAUCUUGAUAUUGGAAGCCAUAAGACACUUAAAGAUAAGCUACGCAAGGACUUGAAGUAUGUGCCACAGGAACAACAGGCACAGACAACGUCUGCAAUUUCUGAGAAAACUGGUGAUGCUUUAAUUAAGGAGACAUAUGCCCCAACGAAUCGAAUCUGGCACGGAAAGAGUGCAUCGGAGAUCAAUCUGUCACAAUCAGGUCACAAUACUCGUCAAAAUAUGUAUAUACCAUCACAAAAUAUGGGCAGUCAAAAGCCUGGUAUUCCUGGAACUGGUACGAGGCACAAACCUACAAAUUUGGUCACUAGUUCUAAAAUCUCCGGACCUCAAGGAACUCGUAACGUAUAUGGCAAAGAUGUGUCAUCCUCUAAUACAAGUCCAUCAACUGCUAGAUCUAUAAUUCCUAGACUUCCAGGAAGGUGUCCUCAUUCGGAAAUCCAGGAAGGAGUUGGUCUGCUUAGAGGACUACAAACAGGUGAUUAUAGCUACUUCGGUGAAAGUAAGAACAUGACGAAGUGUGUCGAAUACUGCUGCAGUACCGAGGCUUGUGAUAUCGCCUUCAUACUUGAUGCGUCUUGUUAUGGAGUGGAGUGCUUUAGUGAAGCUGUGUGCAAGACAUUGCCAUAUAAACAGAAGAGAUAUAGUACUCAAGCAGUGUUUAUCACGAGACGUUAUAACAAGGCAUACAGUAUAGACGAUGGAAAAAAAGAUGCUUCUAGUGUAAAGGAACCCAGCCAUAAGAACAAAGAGAAAGCUGCCUUGGAUGAAAAGGAAUCCAUUCAUGGCAGUGUAGAGAAAGAUGGUGUUGGUAAAGCCGAUUCAAGUCCGAACAAGUCGGAAAAGGUUGGGCCAAGUACAAAGGGAUCUAGUCGUUUCCAUAGCCAUAAAAACAAGGGUCGAGGAAAGGGUGAAUCUUCUGUGCACAAUGAGGAAAGAGGUAAUUCUUCUCAAAUUCUACCCCCUACACAAAACAAAGGGGCUGGUCAAAGCCGAUCCAAACCUUUGCAGCAGUCAGUAAGUACUGUAAAAGGGAUGAAGGUCCAGGAGACAUUUGAAGAGAGACCUCCUGGUCUAGAUGAGACCGAGGAGAUCGCACUGAAGCGCAAACCAAGUAUUGAUGUACAGAAGACUGCGCACAUUAUUGAGAAAGCGAUCAUCAAACAUGAUGCUACUACUGAAGAACUAGAGAAAAUCGAUAAACUUCUCCGUGGGAAAAUAGAACAGCUGAUCAAAGAGCACACAAAGAAGAAAUAUGAUGUCAAACCCAAUGUGGAACAUUCUAAGGGUGAUAACAUCAAACAUAUCGAAGAGUCUCGCAGGCAGACCAAACAUCGCUUUACUAGUAGUCACUCCUCAUCACGCCAUGCAGUUAAGCCUCUGUCCCGCAACACAUCUAGUGAAUCGUCCUUGUAUUACGAAAGUUCACAACAUCUGGACCAAGCAGUAUCAAUGGAGCAGUUGUCACGCGAUGUCACGCUGUCUACAUCUGCGUCACGCCUUAGCGAAGCACCAGAAUACAGUCCUACAGGUAGUUUAUCAAAGAGCCCAACAGCAAGUUACUAUUUACCAACAGCACAAUCUCCCAGUGAAGGUAUCGUGGCGAUAACUGCCUCAGCUCAACCAACAUCAUCUGAAAUGGAUAAUUCAUUAUCAGUGUCAACGUCUAGAUCACCUGCGAUGCAUAAAUCGAGCUUGCACAAUCAUCACAGCUCAGCAACGAAGCCGAAGCUUACAAUCCCAACAAAGAGUAGGGUAAAAACCAAUCACAGACCACCAUCAAAGGGCACGCAAAUUUCUAAUAAACACAAGCCAAGCUCAAAGAGUACGUACUUUCUAUAUAAACCUUCAACCUCGUCCACAAGGAAGGGAUCAUUUGCGGCAAAGGUGAAGAGCCCGUUCGGCCACAAAAUAUUUAAGCAAAUCUCAACAACUGCAUCUACGACAAAUAAAACACUAACCACUUAUAAGCCAAACCCUAUCACUAACACAUCAACAUUCAAAUACAAGCCGUCUGUUUCAACCAGGAAAAUUGGCUAUUCAAUACCAGACUCGGGAGUGAGUCAAUACAGCGCAACAUUAAGACGCAUAACAUCAAGGAAAAAGGGGAAGCAGACAUCUCAACCGACGUCACCCAAGAAGAAUCCGUUUAAGAUUACUCGCAAGCCGUCAACAUCACCCAUUAAAACUGAUAACAGGGGAGCAAACUCCCAAGGGCACGCAAGUCCGACUCUAGCCGAGACGACGGUUUCAGAAGUGGAUGUCGUUCUCCAUAAUAAGGCACAAGCUUUGAGCACUGAAGAGACCUUUGAUUUCUCCUCAGGAGACAAUACUAAUCUUGACGCCUCCGGGGCCCCUGAAGCGCAGUUCCAAGAACACCAAUUCCCUGAAAAGACUAGACCCGGUACAAGUGUUAAAGGAAUUCAGUAUCCAGGUAUAGAUAACCAGAGGACCAAGCCACAGGAUACUGGUCAGGAAAAUUCAAAAAGCUUGUCGACAGACAAGAGUUUCAUUGGAAACAAGACUUCAGGUCAGCCCUCCAAAGUGUCUGAGCCAACAGAGAAGAGCUCUGUGACUGUUAAAGUUUUCACAGACGUCGAUGACUAUGAAGAUCUUGAGACGAAUGGGGCACCUGAGGAUCUUGACGAUGAAGACAUUGGCAGUGGAAGUGGCGAGGAGGACUCUAAACCAUGCGCAGCUUACAGCGUCUACAGUAAUGCUACACUCAAAGGCGGAAUUUCCGCUGGCAAGUUCGAGUUUGUCGGACAAGUAGAUACCCCUGAUGACUGCCUUGUACAGUGUUGUGAAGAGAAAGACUGCGACUUGGCGUUUCUGGUCUCUGAUAGGUGCUUUGUAGUCACGUGUCUGGUUAACGAGUUAUGUAAGCCAAUCCCUGCCACGAACACGGCUGGGUAUCGGCCGAAGAUUUUCUACAUGCCGAGGUUUGCUUUGAAACUGCCUGUUGAUAUGCUGCAGUGGACCGAUUUACAAGGUAAUAAUUCCGUCGGUAAAAUAAGGACAGGAAUGGAAACCCCGCCAACCGUAGAAGAGGGAAUUUUACAUGCUCUAACAGACAAUGUUUCUAAACUUGUUGAUCAAAAGAACAGAGCCUCGAUAAACCAACUUAUUGGAUAUGCGAACAGUGAUGACGAUGGGCCAUCAGCUGGACCUAGCGUUACCCCCGUAUCCAAGGUCACCGUUCGAAUUGAGACUCAAAAAAAGCAGGCACAUACGUAUGGUUCUAAAAAGAAGGCGGAUGUUAAGCUUCACGUGCAGAGCCAAAAGGGACUCAGUAAAAAGACAGAGAAAUCAAAAGAAAAAAGUGCCCACCAGAACGGAACUUUGCAUGGUGAAGAAUAUCGUCCAGAUAUAUCUGACAACACAAUUGAGACAGUAAGACUUGAAACAGCCCUUAACAAUCAUACGCCUAUAAGUGAGGGAAAUAUAACCGCCCUGGCCGAUUUACCUGAACGCGAGAAUGGUACCAACGCAACGUGCGUCUUCUCUACGGUGAUGCGUAAUGUCACCCUACGAGGGGGGAGAAGAGCGGGAAAUUUUAUCUUUGUGACAGAGACAAAAGACUCUAAAAUGUGCGAGAUGGCUUGUUGUGCACGUGCCGAAUGCGACGUUGCGCUCUUGUUAAACAGCUUUUGCUUUAUGGUGGAGUGUAAGUCACGCCGUCUGUGUGCGCCCGUUAAAGUGGUUGUACCGGGAUUCCAGUCUCAAGUGGUUUAUAAGAUUCGUGACGGGAUCUCAGAAUUGACACCUGAUAAACCCAAAGCUCAAAAAAAAGUGCAUGUGUCUGGUAAAAGCAAUGGUUCAAGCACACAAAAAAACUUAACGAAUACCACGAAACCUGUGGCUACUCCAUCUCACGUGACUACCCCAAACGUCUCCAUCCGGGUCAUCUAUGGCCCAACUGUUCACAUACACACCAUCAAACCCCUCACCGCACGCUCGCAAGUUUUCAGACAACCUGAGAGAAGUGAUGCGCAUGAAAACAUGUCGAGUACUGCAAACAACGCUGUAGAUAUAAGCGGCCCUAAGCUUCGGAAGAUAACAAAAGCGCCUCAACCAGGAUGCCAUCUCUCGAAGGUCUAUCAUAACGUGACUCUCCUUGGAGGCCAUCACGCGGGACACUUCCAGUAUCUGAUGGAGACAAACAGCACAGACGAAUGCACGAGGCGCUGCUGUAACCAUAGCGACUGUGACGUCAUGGUUAUACUCGAGGAAUCGUGUUUUCUCGUGACAUGUGAAAGUCAACGGUCAUGUGAGCCUAUCCCUGUUAAGACCAGGAAAUAUAACCCGCGUGUUGUGUACAAAUAUGGGAAUACUCUGCAUAUAGCUGAAAGCACAUCUGUGACAGGACAACAAAGGGCCUACACACACCAUACACUGAGGUUAACUGGUGGUGCCCCAGGAACGGGACAACAGGGGGCAACGGGGAAUACCCCUAGAAAAUCUGCAACCAAGUCUGGAAUAGGACAAGAGGCAAUUUCUCUCAUAAAGGUCUCUGUGGACGCGGGUGCAUCUUUGGGUACUAGUAUAAAAAGUGAGUGGCUUAAUGCGACAAACAUUGAUGCUAAAGGAAAGAAUCAUGGUCCAUUUAAGAUCAACACUGAAGGAACGGAGGUAUCCAAGGGGUUUCCAUUGUCCCAGCACAUUGACAGCGCCGAUUCAAGAAACAAAAUUGAUAAAUUUUCGAGCACGACUUAUAGUAGGAAGAAGGAAUCAUCAGGCAAAAGUGAUGUAACAAGCAAAACCGUGACUGUUAUAUCACCAGUGGCCAUGCCCGUAAGCGUCAAGAAACAGUCGAGCAGUCAGUUAUUAGGCAGCGAUCUGAACAAGGAAUCUUGGAAGGAAGUCAACCCUGUCAGGGAAGCAGCUGUUAAUAAAAACAUCGCUGGUACUCCGAUCUCUACUGGUGCAACAUUCGAAAGUAGUAACGGUAUCAAUAUCGCUUCAACCAGCAACGUCGUAAGCAGUACUUCCGCAGGUAGCAGCCCUCCCACCUCCGGUAUCACAAGUAGCGCAGGUGUCAAUAUAAGCAGUACCAUCACCCCAACCACCACCUUCACAAGCAUUAUCAAGAGUGAAAGCGGUAUCCCAUCCACAUCUGUCGCUAGUAUCAGUAGAAGCAGUAUCAGCAGCAGUAGCACCAUAAGCAGCAACACAAGUAGCACAACAAAGAGAAGCAGUACUCGCAUCACAGCUAUCACAAGUAGCGCACUCAUCAUCACCACAACCAAAGCCACGAAUGGAGCCAGCAGCCCUGGCUUCAAUAAUACGAUCGCAAGAAGCAACAGUAGCAUUGCUUCACAUAGCAUCAAUAGCACCAGUGGGGACGAUUCAACGCUACAAGGCAAUGAUACUCUCAUACGAAAGAUUACUGUGAAAGUUGCUCCUAAACAUUCUCCGGGUGUAAGCAACGCAUCGGAAAAGAGAGAACGGAUAUCUGAAACCCCAAAAAGCAACCUCGAACUCGAUAUUGUUGCAAAUAGGAGUUCUUCUCCCAACAAAGAAUCGGAGUCACCUGCUGAAGCUACAAUGGUACUCCUGAAGGACUCAGCAAACAAACAUUUGCACAAAGAUAACCUCAAUGGGACACAGUCGGGCAGUUUUAUACGGACAAUCAAGGUGAACAUUCAAGAUAGUGUUCCACGGAAUAAGAAUAACACUUUUAUUAACCGGAACAUGAAACCUAAAAGGAUUGAACAAGUGCCCCCAUCGAAAAAUCGUACAACGAAAAAGGGCAGUAUCGGAAAUAAUGCAUCAAUUGCAGACAAAAGCAUGACAAAUGUUGAUAAAGCUGUUAUGUCAAAGGAUGCCAUUAAAUCGCCUUCUAUAGUGAAACCAACAGAUUCUGAAGCAAGGGAGAUUAUUGUCUCUGCGCUAAACGAUAGCAGACUGGAAUAUGAAGCAAGACCUCUUAGUCGCCAAAACGAUACCUUAGGGCGUCCUGUAGAAAAGAAUGCGAUUACAAGCGACUUGAUUGGUGAGAGGGUUACAAGCUCGCCAGAAAAGAAGAAGGAAGAUUCUGCAGUGUUAGAACCUAACUCGUCGUUCGACGUCCGUUCAAGCAUUAGUGAAAGUAGUCCAGACACUGUGCUACCGAGUACAACAGUACAUCUUGUGUCGAAGGGCCAUGUCUUUAACGUGCAGACGCAACAAACCUCGGAAUCUAUUAGCAAGCCAUUAAAGGACAUGAGGAUUGUAUCCAAAGCCUUAUUGACAACGCUACCAAAGCUUAGGUCAGUUCUUGAAAGCACUGGACAUCCGGAGCUCUCCCCAACUCGUUCUUCAGAAGUCCCUAUCAGCUCUGAGUUCAAGAAAGGCAUGGAUGUAGUUCCUUCAAGGUCUUCACCAUCAUCUUCUUUCGCUACGGGAUUUUCAUCAGCAGUGUAUUCUGUAAUGUCAUCAGUUACUUCAAAAGUCUUACCGAGCCCUGUGUCCCCUUUGUCGAAGAAAAACCUUAUACGGAAAGUUAAGGUUCUGAUAUAUGACGAUACUCAUUCUUCCAUGACACCAUCAGUAUCACCAAGCCCUUUUACAUUGACGGCAAGUUCUUCAGAAAGCUCCUCGAUAAUUUUACCUACCCCUGUCUUACCCGUGAAAAAGAAGAACGAUAUUCGGAAAAUUAAGAUCCUCAUAGACGAUGAUUCUUAUCAUUUGGAUAGAUCGUCCAUGGUCGAAAACGUAGAGAAGUCAGUUUCACCUAUUUCAGUGACUGCAAGUCCCUUAGAAGCCAAAUCGAGAAUCUUAUCGAACCCCGUGCUACCACUGACAAAGAAAAAUAUCAAAAUAAAUACUGAUCGACCCAGCGCCAAAAACUUUAUUUUACCUUCGUCUAGCAGGGGAAUGACACAACUCACCUCUCCGUCAAACUCAGACCUUUCCGUCGUUACCUCAGCGUCUAUAUCAGUCCCUUCAGGGUCGUCACCAUUGUCAACAAGUUAUGCCAUGGUAGCUUCAGGCCCAUCACACUUCGUGUCAAUCGAGAAAGCCAUAGAUAAAGUGAAUAUUUUACUCUCUGAAGACACAUCUUUAAGAAAGCCUCGUGUUUUGACAUCAUCUGGACUAGUCAAAUCGGUCCAUGACGGGAGCUGGUUGCGGAAUACCAUUCUUUCAAGUCCACGUUCCAGUUUAUCAAGCUCUUUGACACAAAGCGUUUUAAACGGAACUGUCAUAGAAAAGGUGAAGAUCGUGUUCAGAGAUGAUGAACAACACAGUGGUGAUCAAGACAUCCCAUCUUCCUAUGAGAAAGUCAUGCAGUCCAUCCAUUCUACUACAAGUAUUUCAAGAGCGCAAUCCAGUCAUCCCCGCCACAUCAAGUCGACAACGGGUAUCAAAGAAGGCAUCUUCAGUGCUCAUACAUCCCAAGUUACCAUGCCGCGUGAUAGCAAUAAUUCUCAACCUUCAGGCGAACAUCACACCUCGCUCAAUCACUUGAAAGAUGUAAUGCAGAUAGGUUCGUCUGUCCAAGCGACCUCUCAAGCUAGUUAUAUACGGUCUACAAUCGCACCUCGUAUCGUCGAUCAUGAUGUUGGUUAUUUAACUAAAGCUAGGGCUAUAGGUCGAGUUAUUGACCACGAUCAAGCCAAUCCGGGGCUCAAUAAGGGGGGACAUUAUCAAGAAGGUUCGUCCACCAAUGAGCUUGAAUCCGACCAGCAAAGUUCUGGGUCUGGUAGCCUUGAAUCAACUGCGAGUGGAGAUAUGGAUGAACCAGUUUGGCCUGUGAUAGCACAUCAACACAAACACAACAUCACUUUGAGUGGCAAUAAGACUGGCCACGGGUCAGAACCAAGUGUAACUGCACGAAUGGAGAUCCAUUUGCCCAGCGAGGACAUCUAUGGUAAGGGACAGGGUGUAAGUGCUGGUCUGCUAUCAAACGACACUCAUUCGGCUGUGAGUAAGCAGAGCAGUAAUGCCCUCCACCUUCCUUCGAUAUUGACCGAUCACUUUACCGAGGAGAAAACACUAGUUCCAGCAAAGGAUAUUCCUAAAGAAGGCAUUGAACCAGAAGGUAUCAAAGUGAAGAUCGAAAUAGAGAAACAAAAGAAGCACUCUAAAGUUGUUGAUAACAAGCAUGAACCCCAGAAUAGCUCUCACCUCGCCGCAAAAUCGGAUGCCCGUAAAGAUCAAGAAGGCAAUAUGCCAGACGCUGUCACUGUGAAGGUUGAACUAAAGAAGCCAUUCAAGCAGUCUGAAGUGGUGAAGAACACGAAAAAACAUCAAAACAGCUUUCCUUUCGUUGCUGCUACCACAUCAGGUGCAGCACAUUGGAAAACGUCUGUUGAGCUGGUAAAUUCUCCUGCAUUGGGAACUUCUAUCUAUGAACGGAACGACGUAGGAUCUAAUGGAUAUCAUGAAGCGUCUGACAUAACCCCUCGAAAUAAAACAGGAAUCGCAGAACGUUUUCCAUCUUCCUCCAUGAAAAGUUCAGGUAUGGGAGAUAGUCGGCACAUCUCCACGACAUGUAGUACAUCGAGCGUGUUUUUCAAUGUCACUCUUCGUGGAGGUCAUCGCGCCGGACAUUUCACGUACCUAGCGGAGACCAACGACAUCGCUGAAUGUACACGUCAUUGCUGCAACCAUGGUGAUUGUGACGUCAUGGUGUUGCUUGAGGAGUCUUGCUUCAUGGUCAAGUGUGAUAGUCGGGUGCUGUGCGAACCAGUUCCUGCAAGGGCGACCGAGUACAAUCCGCGACUAGUCUUCAGAUAUGGAAAGAAUCGCACAAUUAUUAAAGCAGUUACCAGUACAUCUCAACACACCCACAGUGAUGUGAAAUCGACGUCUGUACAGGAAAAAACAAUAAAAAUAAAAGUCACAUUCGACGCGAACAAUGAAAGCGAAAAGAAUUCCAAGGCUUCAGAAGAUCUAGAUUCCGUACUUGGAAACUCGGCCAUAGACAGUUCAACUUAUCCAGCAGAAUCUGUCACUUCCGGUGCAGUAUUUAAAGCUCCCAAUACAGAAUCCAACACUUCCGGUGCAGUAUUUAAGGCUCCAAGAACAGAAUCCAACUCUUCCGGCGCCGAAACCAGCGCUUCUGGUACAAAAUCUCCCGCUUCCGAUACGGAAUCCAACGCUCUUGAUAUAGAGCCUGAGAUUUCCGGUAUACACUCGGAUGCUUACGGUAAAGACCCUUCCGGUUCAGAAUCUCGCGCAGGAUCAAGCGGUGAUACCAUGUCGAGUGAUGAUGAGUCUUCGGGUACUAAUGAAGAUGACGAAGAUUCCAAUAUCUACUUGGGAGCAAGGAAACUACGAAAUGACUCUCAUAAGAACUCUCACUCCGAAGGAACGCAAGGAAAUCAUUUUACCGUUAAGGUUCAAUUAAGCCCCGAGACCCGAAACAAACUUAUUAACAACCAUUGGAAACCUCUAAAUCACCAAAAAAAGGAUGGAAAUGUAAAUGUUCGUGGAAAUAAGGGGGAGAUUUAUAAAAACAAAGACUUGAAAUCAAAAAGAAAACUUUCACCAAAGCAGCAAUCCAAGAGACGCGUGAGACCACCAUUACGUACCCUUAUUAAACAACAAAAGACACUUCCAGCGAUUAAACACCAGACUAGCCCAGGAAAAAAAGGCAAAGCUGUGGAGAAGGCCCCUGAUACCCCAAGAUGUGAGUUUGGCGACGUCCUUAGUAACGUAACGUUACGCGGAGGCCGUCACGCGGGCGAGUUCCAUUUGUUGCGUGACACCAAUGAUACGGAUGAGUGCAUGAAGGAAUGUUGCUUGCGUGACGAAUGUGACGUUGCUGUGAUGGUCUCAGACUAUUGCUUUAUGGCGGAUUGCGUGAGUGAUUCCCUGUGCGAGGCGGUGCUCGCGCGAAGAACCGAAUUCAACUCCCGGCUAAUCUACAAAAGAAGAAAGAAUCAUAAGAAAGAAAUUAAAGAUACCAUUACAAGCGAGACCACACUUCCUGGAAACAGCCCAACUAUCAGUACCCAUGAACUUAUGGAAGAACAACCGGACAGCAAAAAACCUCAUUUCGCUCACCUCAAGCCUAACGCAUCCCGACUUAGAAUAAGCAACAAACAGGAUAUCGACCAAGAAGGGUCCCCGGAUGAGGAAAUGACAUCAAACGACACAGUGCUGGUUUCCAAUGAGACGGAGACUGAUCUCUAUGCUAACGAGACUGCGCCUCAAUACGUGAUUAUGACUCAGCCGCUGUUAUUCGCUAAGGAAGGAAACUCAUCUCUGGCGUCUAAGUCUACGAUAGCUGAGCAGGAGAGAGGUGCAGGCGAGCACAGCGAGGUAUUGCUGAGAACGACACAAAAGGAAACAGUGUUAUAUUCUACGGAUAGUGAGACGAGAGACUUGCAAACAUCCUCAGUUAAUAUACAACCUCAGAAAACGGCAGAGGUUGUAGCCUCUGAGGGAUUGGCGGCAAAGUCUACUGAAGAUCAAGCGGGAAUGCUUGUGUCUGAAACUGCUACAGCUUUAUCAGCGAAAACCACCACAUCAAUAGCCAAGGAAACAAUUUCAGCUCUAAUGACGGUAACGGCUAGUGCAGAAGUAACAUCAGAAAUGAUAAGCUCAUCUAUGGUACAAGCAAAAGCAGCGUCUUCAAUAACAACGCCGUUGAAGACAACAGUUGUUGCAGUAACAGCGGCAGCAACGACAACAGCAGCUACAACAACAGCAGCUGCAGUAACAGCAUCAACAGCUUCAAUAGUAACUACAACAGCAACAGUAGCAGCAGCUACAACAACAGCAGAGAAAGCAACAACAACAACUGCAGCUAUGGUAGAAGCUACAACAACAGCAGCUGCAGUAACAGCAUCAACAGCUUCAGUAGUAACUACAACAGCAGAGAAAGCAACAACAACAACUGCUGCUAUGGUAGAAGCUACAACAACAGCAGCUGCAGUAACAGCAUCAACAGCUUCAGUAGUAACUACAACAGCAGAGAAAGCAACAACAACAACUGCUGCUAUGGUAGAAGCUACAACAACAGAAGCUGCAGUAACAGCAUCAACAGCUUCAGUAGUAACUACAACAGCAACAGUAGCAGCAGCUACAACAACAGCAGAGAAAGCAACAACAACAACUGCAGCUAUGGUAGAAGCUACAACAACAGCAGCUGCAGUAACAGCAUCAACAGCUUCAGUAGUAACUACAACAGCGACAGUAGCAGCAGCUACAACAACAGCAGAGAAAGCAACAACAACAACUGCAGCUAUGGUAGAAGCUACAACAACAGCAGCUGCAGUAACAGCAUCAACAACUUCAGCAGAAAAAACGACAACAGCAACAAAUUGCCAAAGAUUACUGAAAAUGUACCAACGGAAGCAAAAAGCGUCGGCGAUGGCCAAGAAAGAGCUCGGUCUGUAG